UGAGCUCUUAUUCUGUUUAUAUUUUGUGUUACAGCUGAUAUUGUGAAUGAUCUGAACAUUUAGAAUUUGUAGUUGUGAAAUUAAUCUCAAUCACAAUGCUCCUCUCACAAACGGCGCGUAUUCUCGCGCACAAGCCAUUUCAACGCGGCCUAUCGCCCACAUCGUCGUCUACGGUUCCGUGCCGAAACUUUUGGGGCUGGAUCAACAUGAUGUUCAACAGGGUCGAUCACGCCCGGCUAAAGGUGGUGGGACCGGAUCGACUUUGCGCCGAGUGGCUACUUCGAAACGGUGCCAGGGCGAAAUUCGUUGGGGUGGCACGCGAACAGGUCAACUACAAUUUGCUGCCCGAUGAGAAGACUCCCGUUCAGAUUGAGGAACUGGAUGGAACCGAUUCCGGCAUUAUGUACAUUGGAUUCGAUCACUUGAAAGGGUUGAAGCGACUGCGGAAGGUCAAACUGCACCAGUGCGUUUACGUGGAGAAUCAAGCGUUGGCCAAGCUGGCGUUUGUGGCCGAUUCCUUGGAGGUACUGGAAGUGUCCAGUUGUAAAAAUAUAACCGACAGUGGGCUGCUGUCGUUGAAGGAGCUGAAGAAGUUGAAGCAGUUGACCACUUUCGAUCUUCCGUAUGUUAAAAAUAUUCAAGCAGUUGAACAAGAGUUGAAAAAAGUGCUGCCACAAUGCAGCAUGGAUUUGAAGGCUUGAUCUGUUGCUGUCGAACUUUGGUGUUCUAGUCAUCGAAAUACUGAUCUUAAAUAAAGUUAUUUUGUACUAAA
Messenger RNA from Culex quinquefasciatus (southern house mosquito), 772 nucleotides. Its product is annotated as ATP synthase subunit s, mitochondrial. The record is from RefSeq and is a predicted model, not a curated record. The coding region runs from base 96 to 701 and encodes 201 amino acids. The transcript has 2 exons. NCBI's taxonomy places the organism in Eukaryota, Metazoa, Arthropoda, Insecta, Diptera, Culicidae.